CUUUUGCUUCUUGGAUUUGUCAAGUGUUUGAAGGCUGUCAAUAAAACAAUAGACCUUUACUAAGCCCUCCAGUGAGUCUUAAGGUUUAGAUGGAGAGGAAACAUCCCAGGAACUACCCGGAUCAGGAGCCACCUUACUGUAGGGAAUGUGCGGAGGCUACAGUUCAGAUGGAAGCCAACGUGGGAUCCUCGGACUGCACAGACCCAGCCUUGCAGUGUGACUCCACACGGUCUCUAAGGGUGCUUGCACCUGUCUGCUGGCUUGCUGUACAGAAAGCUGGUGAGCGUGAGGGAGGGGGCUGCUGGAGUCUGGGCUGCAGCCGGGUAGCAGAGCCGGUGUGAGCUGCGCUGGGAACUGCGGUGCUGCGAGAGGGGAGCGGGGCAGCUGGAGCGGAGCGCGUCACGGGAGCGAAGAGACGCUGCACGGCCCUAUAGGCGGAGACGCUCUGGCUCCAGCGGGAGCAGAGGUAUAAAAGUGCUGCGAGCCGGGCGAGCGCCACCGAGGACCGAGGUGGGUGGCAGUCGGCACCAUCAGGCUCCCUUGGCGUUUCGGAGUUUUCUCUGUGGUCCCGACUCUCCGGAGGAUCUCGGUUGUCUCCCAAGUCGGAACCUGGCACGGUCCAGGUUCACUCGGAGGUCCGGGCUUCCUCUGUGCCCCGUGCCCCUCGCUCCCAGGCUCCCUCUGUGGUGUGGACUCCUCUAGCCCGGUGCGCUCAGCCCCUCGCACCCAGCCUCCAGGCACAGAGCCCGGCAGGGAGCUCAGCCCUUGUGCCUAGAGCUGCAGUGGCUGGACAUGAAGGUUCCUCCUGUCCUGCUUCUCUUUCUUCUGUCCUCAGUGCGAGCUACUGAGCAACCGCAGGUCGUCACUGAGCAUCCCAGCAUGGAGGCAGCCCUGACCGGGCCCAACGCCUCCUCGCACUUCUGGGCCAACUACACUUUCUCUGACUGGCAGAACUUCGUGGGCAGGAGACGUUAUGGGGCCGAGUCCCAGAACCCCACGGUGAAAGCACUGCUCAUCGUGGCCUACUCAUUCACCAUCGUCUUCUCGCUCUUCGGUAAUGUCCUGGUCUGUCAUGUCAUCUUCAAGAACCAGCGCAUGCACUCGGCCACCAGCCUCUUCAUUGUCAACCUGGCAGUGGCGGACAUCAUGAUCACAUUGCUCAACACGCCCUUCACUUUGGUCCGCUUUGUGAACAGCACAUGGGUGUUUGGGAAGGGCAUGUGUCAUGUCAGUCGCUUUGCUCAGUACUGUUCUCUACAUGUCUCAGCACUGACUCUGACAGCUAUCGCAGUGGACCGCCACCAGGGUCUGGAACUACAGAAGAUGGUCAGGCCUCGAGGAGAUGGGGGCGAGCUCAGGUCCCCUUCUGUCACCUUUGUACCCUCCUCACUCUGCCCUGCUCUUUUCACUUGCAAGAGGCCUUGGGACUUCCAGGAGUCACAGAGUCUACAUGACACCCUCUUCCCACCCCUGGAGGUCAUCAUGCAUCCACUGAAGCCUCGGAUCUCCAUCACCAAGGGUGUCAUAUAUAUUGCUGUCAUCUGGGUCAUGGCUACCUUCUUCUCUCUGCCACAUGCCAUCUGCCAGAAACUGUUUACCUUCAAGUACAGUGAGGACAUUGUGCGCUCCCUCUGCCUGCCGGACUUCCCGGAGCCAGCUGACCUCUUCUGGAAGUAUCUGGACCUGGCCACCUUCAUCCUGCUCUACCUACUUCCACUCUUCAUUAUCUCAGUGGCCUAUGCUCGUGUGGCCAAGAAGCUGUGGCUCUGUAACACCAUUGGCGACGUGACCACAGAGCAGUACCUCGCCCUGCGACGCAAGAAGAAGACCACCGUGAAGAUGCUGGUGCUUGUGGUAGUCCUCUUUGCCCUCUGCUGGUUCCCUCUCAACUGCUAUGUCCUCCUCUUGUCCAGCAAGGCCAUCCACACCAACAAUGCCCUCUACUUUGCCUUCCACUGGUUUGCCAUGAGCAGUACUUGUUAUAACCCCUUCAUCUACUGCUGGCUCAAUGAGAACUUUAGGGUUGAGCUUAAGGCAUUGCUGAGCAUGUGCCAAAGGCCACCCAAGCCGCAGGAAGACAGGCUACCCUCCCCAGUUCCUUCCUUCAGGGUGGCAUGGACAGAGAAGAGCCAUGGUCGGAGGGCUCCACUACCUAAUCACCACUUGCCCUCUUCCCAGAUCCAGUCUGGGAAGACAGAUCUGUCAUCUGUGGAACCCGUUGUGGCCAUGAGUUAGGGAAAGCUGGAAGUUGGUGGGGGAGGGUUCUUUCCUCUCACAAUUGACCAGACACUAACAGAGUUGGAAAGUAACACAGAAGCAGUGAGAUGCUUGGGUUCCUAGGAACCUGUCCAGCCCCAUCUGAUUUGCAAACUUUCUAGAAGAUGCCAUGAGGUGGUGUGUGUAGAUCUUUGAGCAAGAGCUCUGGAAACCACCUCAGCUUCAACAGAGGCUGGUCCAGUCAACCACCUCCAAUUGUGUAGCAUCUGCCACCUUGCCCUUCCUACUGCUGAGCAACCACAGGGGGACUUGAGCCAUACUAUUGGUGGGCCUGCCCCACAUGCUCAGAAAAGAACAGGCACAAAGGCUUUCUGAAGUCAUUGGAACAGGAAUAAUCACACAGCUUCAGUGACCUUGGCUCUAUCCAUGACCAGACAGGACCCAUUUUGGCUUCUUAAAAACAAAGAGAAAUUAGUAUUGCCACUUUGAAAAGUUCAGAAAAGUAAAGAAAUGAGUUCAGCCCUCAAUUUGUAAAAAAAGGAAAAAAGAAAAAAAAAAGAAAAAGAAAGAAAAAAGCCUGUUAAUAUGCUGUAAAUUUAUCUGUAGCUUUGCCUUCUGUGUGUGUACAUUUGUACUUUUAAAAUCCUGAACUACACGUGUCCAUGUAGAUUGUAAUAAUUAGCAAGAAACUGGAAUAUAUCAGAGUAUUAUUGAAUUCCUCCGUAAUGAAUGGGGCCCCUCAGUAAAUGAGAAUAGAAGGGAGAGGAGAGGAGAGCAAGGUGAGGGUCAACUCUGUCUUGUAACUAGCGAUGGGUGGGGCCUAGCCCCACCCUAAGUGGUUACUACCAAGAUGAGCAGCACACAGGAGAGCUGGGUGGUAGGAGCCCUUCCCCUGACCUCCAGAAACAAGAAGGGGUGAACCACUGUUCCUUUUUAAUGGACAAUGAGAGCCUUGCUUUCCAAUAAGCUGGAAAUAAUUGUGCUUAGACACCUCAUCUGCCCAAGCUGUCUAGACAGGGCAUUUUUCUGUUGUCUGAAUGAUGAAAAAAAAUUUUUCACACCAGUUCCUGAGAGAAGAUUUCCCUGUCUACAUCACUUGAGAAAUUCAUGUGUCAUUUUUUCAAAACUUACCGGCUUCUUAAAGCAACUUUAGGCCUUAAGGGCCCCUUUGUCAGAGAAAUCUCAUUCCAGGUAGCCAGCAAUUUCAUCACCUUCCAUAUGGUAUUGCUGACUCGCAGCAUCACCCAUUGACAGAUGUGUCAGGCAGAACCGACUCUACACCCAAGCCCAGAGCGGUGGCUGCCAUUGUACUAGCUUCAGAUUCCCAUCUCCUCACAGAGCUGUCAUGGAGACAAAGCGUCUUUGUGGAGCUGAGAGGGAAACUGAGGCUUGAGGGAAAAGAGGCUCAUCCAAGACUCAUUUAGAACUCUCAGUUGGUAACUGAAGCACCAAUUGGUUAAGCCUGAUUUGGUAACAAACCUAGGGGUUUUCUUAAACUAAUCAAUCCAUGGGAGUGUUAGAAAAUUUCCAAAAUUAAAAAAAGUCAUCUACAGAACAGCAGAUUUUUAAAGAAAAAUGUCUUGGUGAGGGUAGAAGGAGAUUUCCAAAUAUAAAGUGAGUUUUUGAGGCCACAGCUUCUGCAACUGUCCUGAUCUCUGUAAUGUCAGCUGGUACCUGUGAGUUGCAUCUUUCCUAUGGCCAAGGAGAGUCAGCCUGAGGACAGGUAGCUGCAGCACACAGUGUGUCUUCCCCAGAGAACUGUGGAAAGAGCUUCAGUCACACCUCCCUAAGGAGAGCUGAAGAUAGUGCCCUGUCACAGAGUAGGCCCUCAGGGCCGCAUCUCCUGUUGGUCCCUGUCUGCUCCCUUCCCCAUAUUCUCUGUAUGCAUCUGAGCAGAUGUAACUGGUAACAGUGACUGUGGUCUUUGUGAAGCCUGAGUUUUUCCAAUAUGCUCUAAAGUGUGCUUUAUUGUAAGUCACUGUAAGCGCAAUAAAACCUCUUCUCUGUG
Messenger RNA from Mus musculus (house mouse), 4225 nucleotides. RefSeq names its product G protein-coupled receptor 83 (gene Gpr83). Gene Ontology annotation, biological process: G protein-coupled receptor signaling pathway. Bases 793 to 2235 code for a protein of 480 amino acids. The record is from RefSeq and is a predicted model, not a curated record. Gene Ontology annotation, cellular component: membrane; cilium; plasma membrane. Gene Ontology annotation, molecular function: neuropeptide Y receptor activity; G protein-coupled receptor activity. The transcript is spliced from 5 exons. Lineage: Eukaryota; Metazoa; Chordata; Mammalia; Rodentia; Muridae.